Molecule: messenger RNA, 204 nt
Organism: Dacryopinax primogenitus
Lineage: Eukaryota; Fungi; Basidiomycota; Dacrymycetes; Dacrymycetales; Dacrymycetaceae
Exons: 2
Coding region: 1-204 (67 amino acids)
Source: RefSeq, a predicted model, not a curated record
AUGGAAGUAACCAGCCUUGUCGUUGCCGCUGCCGCCUUUGCCGUCGCCUACACUGCGGAAGGUCUGCCUCGUAAAAUGCCGAGUAUCCCCAGCCUGAGACUCCCGUCGCUUGCUACACAAGUUCCUGCCUCGGUCACCAAGGGGAAGCAGGAGUUCAGGGGCAAGGUCAGGCGGGUCCGCUUUGUCGAAGUAGAGAAGUAUUGA